Pelecanus crispus (Dalmatian pelican) is the source of this 1064-nucleotide messenger RNA. The record is from RefSeq and is a predicted model, not a curated record. Lineage: Eukaryota; Metazoa; Chordata; Aves; Pelecaniformes; Pelecanidae.
GUAGCAGAGCCAGACCUGCUGAAAGCCUGUGCUGGGGCUGACAUCCUCCUGUUUGUGGUGCCCCAUCAGUUUAUCGGCAAAGUGUGUGACCAGCUCAAGGGCCACGUGAAGAAAGAUGCUGUUGGGGUGUCGCUCAUCAAGGGGGUGGACGAAGGACCAGAUGGGCUGAGGCUGAUCUCGGACAUUAUCCAUGAAAAACUGGGAAUAGAGAUGAGCGUCCUUAUGGGGGCCAACAUUGCUAGUGAAGUGGCAGAAGAGAAGUUUUGUGAAACAACCAUCGGCUGCAAGAACGUGCAGCAUGGGCAGACGCUGAAGGCGCUGAUGCAGACACCGAACUUUCGGGUGACAGUGGUGGAGGAUGCUGACACUGUAGAGAUCUGCGGCGCGCUCAAGAACGUUGUGGCUGUAGGAGCUGGUUUCUGUGAUGGGCUCGGCUAUGGAGACAACACGAAGGCUGCUGUGAUCCGUCUGGGACUGAUGGAGAUGAUUGGCUUUGCCAAACUCUUCUGUAAGGGCCCCGUCACCUCCUCCACCUUCCUGGAGAGCUGCGGGAUUGCUGACCUCAUCACUACCUGCUACGGUGGCCGCAACCGCAAGGUGGCUGAGGCUUUUGCCAAGACUGGGAAGUCUAUUGAGCAGCUGGAGAAGGAGAUGUUGGAUGGGCAGAAGCUGCAGGGCCCCCAGACGUCUGCUGAGCUGCAUCGCAUCCUUAAAAGCAAGAACUUAGUGGAGAAGUUCCCCCUCUUCACAGCUGUGUAUCAGAUCUGCUACGAGGGCAAACCCGUUACCGAUGUCAUCAAGUGUCUCCAGAACCACCCUGAGCACAUGUAAGCAGGGUCUGCCUGCAAAACCACUGAUCCUGCCCAGAUGAGUGGAGAGCUCCUGCCCGCACCAACUCGCUCUGCUGCUGCAGCUUUGUAAGGAGUCCAGAUUUCCUGGGAGCCUUUGCAGAGUGCUGGAAGGGCAGAGGUUCCUUUUCUCAGCCCUGGACACUGCCAGCCUGAGCCUGGCAUCUGCACAGAGGUACCUGCUGAUCUCCCUCUCUCUUUGAAGGGCUCGUUUAG